AGCAUGGGAAACCUGCGCGAUAUCUGUGUAACUUUCGGGAUGACUGCGUGCGCACAUAGUUGUAUAGUCUCCUGAUGCAUUGUAUUCUGUAUCUAUAUUGACAACUCUUCAACACGAUAAAAACGCUCCAUGCUGCAGGCUAACAUUUAAUGUCAUUUGGUGUUAGUGUAGCUGGGAUCUACUGUAGCUGUGCGCACCAGUACACCCCUACAUGGAUUCACAGCGUACAACUUUUGCCUGUUGUAUUUAAUGCUUAUCACCAGGGAGCAUUGUCCACUGAAUUUGUUACUCGUGUGGCUAAUGUUCAGAACCAAUUUGCGCCUGGAGAGAAAACAAAACGCGCUUACUUUAAUCGACUCUUUCUGAAACCAACAAACACCCCUCCCCCAUGGAGCUUGUUUUCAUUCAUAAGUUUUCCCCUUCCUCCCUCCCUCCUCUCCUCUCCGGGUGUUUAUCAAUCAGUUCUCCGAUUGCCUUCAGAGAGGGCGCAGCUCUCCCGUCUGAACCCGAUGGUGUGUGGCGCGUGUUGGGGACUUAAAUACGAUACAGUAGCCUAACCUGAAGCGCUGCUCCAGCACUUUUACAUGCUGUUGGAUUGUUUGAGUGGAUUGGACACUUCUUUCACAGAAACACCUUGCAUUUAAGAAGAUUUCGUUCGGUCGGGAUUUUAAUUUUGCUUUUUGAGACGGCAUAGGAAGCUAAAUUAUUAGAUGGUUUCAGCGAGACGAUAGAAAACCGUGAAUGUUUUUUUUUUUUUGUAUGAUUAAUGUAAAUUAAUAAAGGGUUUCAGAUGCUUGCCAAGCCCGCGGUGAAUGUCGGAAGUGGUGAUCACCCCAGAUGGAGCUCCUCAGUCAGCACGACGGCAGCGGAAACCCCUUAGCGGUGGUCAGGCAGCCGUCCCUGGAGAACAGGCCGAGGUUCGAUUACGAAAGAGAGCCUCAGCGUUCCGGCGUCCUCUCUCUGGACCAGAUCAAGGCCAUCCGGUCCCGCAAUGAGUACACGGAGGGCCCGUCCGCCACCAGGAAGCCCACGCCCCCCCGGACGGCCCCGCGGACGGCCCCUAGGCCGGAGAAGCAGGAGAGGACUCACGAAAUCAUACUGGUCAAUGUGAACAACAACUAUGAGCGUCGGACGCCUGGUCACCCGGCGCCCGGGGUGUCGCCGCCCGGCGCUCGGCUACCGCCGCUGAGCAGGUCCGCCAGCUCGGGGAGCAACAGCAGCGCCUCCUCCGAGCAGGGCCUCCUCCUGGGCCGCUCGCCCCCGGCGAGGCCCGGCCCGGCCCCCCGCCCCGGCCGGACAAUACGGACCCAGCCCAAGCCCGCGGCCCAGCCGGAGGCGGCUCUGAAGCCGGCGGGCAAGGAGGACCUGUCCCAGCACCGCUUGGUGUGCGAGCAGUGCGGGCGGUGCAAGUGCGCGGAGUGCACGGCGCCCAGGGCGCUGCCCUCCUGCCUGGCCUGCGGGGGGCAGUGUCUGUGCUCGGCCGAGACCCUGCUGGAGCACGGCACCUGCAUGUGCCUGGUCAAGGGCCUCUUCUACCACUGCUCCAACGACGACGAGGGCGACUCGUGCGCCGACAGGCCCUGCUCCCUCUCGCGCUCCCACUGCUGCUCGCGCUUCCUGUGCAUGGGGCUGAUGUCGGCCGUCUUCCCCUGUUUACUGUGCUACCCGCCCGCCAAGGCCUGCGUCCGGGCCUGCCAGCGCUGCCACGACCGCCUCAAUCGGCCCGGCUGCCGCUGCAAGAACUCCAACACCGUCUACUGCAAGCUGGAGAACUGGUCCCCCGGGAGCUUCCAGAAGCCUUCCUGAUUCACAGUUCCGGAGAAGGAUUUAUAAACAUUGACGAUAAUAAUAACCGUAAUAACAACAACAACAACAAUAAUAAUUCUGAUUGUUAUUAAUGUUUAUCAGAACCCGAGCACCUCCCAUUAUCCCGCUUCUCCACAGAAGAGCACAGUACUUGGAGUAUGGAACCACUUUUUUUGUUUUUUUUUAAUGAAAGUACCCGACUACAAACCAGCGUUUGCCUUUGUGUUCUCCGCGUCUUAUAAGACACUCCUGACUUGCUGUCAUGCAUUCUUUCGUUAGGGGAGAGAUUCUCUGCGCUUCCAGCUUCUAACCAGGGCUGCCUCUGACAAAAAUCUGUGAAGGACUAUCUAGACAAUAUGUAGCUGUUACCGGAUAUCCAUAGCAACAAAGAUUGUUUCUUUAGUAACUGGUUGACACCACACCAAUCUGUGGCUGUGUGUUUUUUUUUAUUUUUUACUGGGAUUCAUGUAAACAUAAUUUCUUACAGAGUUUCCAUCAGAUAUGCUUCUCACACUCUCAUGCUAUGUUGAGUUCACAGGCCACAGCUGUUGUGUGUUUUCUUACCCUUCAGUUUUUUUUUUUGGUUUUUGUAAAUUUUAUGUACAAAAUCAUAAAGAUAAAUUCUGGCUAUUUUUAAAAAGAAAAUGUCUGCUAAAACAUUUUUUGUUGUAAAGAAUAUUUAUUAUGUGAAGCUCUAUUAUUUUAUGAUAUUUAUUGCAAAAGACAGUCUUGAAAUUUUACCCAUGUCUGAAUAUAACAAAAUAUCAAUACUUACUGAAAAGUUAAAGGGUGGCACAAAAGAAAAGCUAUGUUAACUAUAAUGCAGAAAAUAUAUUAAUUAAUGAACAAUA
Messenger RNA from Anguilla anguilla (European eel), 2657 nucleotides. Its product is annotated as protein sprouty homolog 1-like. The transcript has 2 exons. The record is from RefSeq and is a predicted model, not a curated record. Lineage: Eukaryota; Metazoa; Chordata; Actinopteri; Anguilliformes; Anguillidae. Gene Ontology annotation, biological process: negative regulation of Ras protein signal transduction; negative regulation of fibroblast growth factor receptor signaling pathway; animal organ development. Bases 838 to 1806 code for a protein of 322 amino acids. Gene Ontology annotation, cellular component: membrane; cytosol.